Erigeron canadensis is the source of this 1493-nucleotide messenger RNA. Its product is annotated as F-box/FBD/LRR-repeat protein At1g13570-like. The transcript is spliced from 5 exons. NCBI's taxonomy places the organism in Eukaryota, Viridiplantae, Streptophyta, Magnoliopsida, Asterales, Asteraceae. The record is from RefSeq and is a predicted model, not a curated record. Gene Ontology annotation, molecular function: protein binding. Bases 259 to 1431 code for a protein of 390 amino acids.
AUUCAGCCUUUGAUCUUGAAUAAAAAAGGAGAAAGAACCGCCCACUGCCGUCUUCCACGGGUUUAUGACCCCGAUAACUUGACAUAUACGAGGGAGGUUAAGAUGUAGACCGACCUUAUCUCUAUCUAGGUCGAGAGGCUGCUUACAGGUUCUACCUAAAGGUAUAAAAGGACCUCGGCCUUUGCAUAGGAUGAGGAUCUAACCCUUUGGCGGUCAUGGUCUUAUGUAGUGGUAUCAAUCCAACAAAGACACCUUGAGAUGAAAGGUAAACAGCCGGCCAAAGAUAUAAUCAGCAACCUUCCUCAGAACAUAAUAGAAACCAUCUUAUGUCAUCUACAUAUAAGAGAUGCAGUAAGGACUAGUAUUCUCUCAAAGAAUUGGAGGUACAGUUGGACCCGAAUUCCUAAACUUGUGUUUGUUGAGGAUAUAUUCGAAGAAGAAUAUGAAUGGCGUCAACCGCGUAAUUUGAUGCACCUGGAAAGUAAAUUUCUUUAUGCCAUGUACCAAGUUCUGUUAAUGCACCAGGGUCCAAUACUGCAGUUCACCUGUGACAUGAGGGCAGGUCGAAACCGUUUCUUAAUUGAUCAAAUAAUACUUCAUUUGUCAAGGAGCAAUACUGUGACUGAGUUAAAACUUCAGCUGAAUGGAGACGGUCAUCCGUAUGUGUUACCGUUCUCUAUCUAUUCAUUGCAGAAAUUAACGUACCUACAUCUCUUUGAUUGUCGUAUAAGGCAUAAACCGACAUUCAGUGGAUUUGGUAGCCUUACAACUUUAUGCUUGCGGUGUGUAAGCAUUUAUGGAGAAACGCUUCUACGUCUUUUAUCCAAAUCACCGCUACUUAAGACUGUGACUCUGUCUCUUUUUUGCCGUGGUGAACACAUCUCCUUUAUUGAGCUAUUGGAGUGUUUACCUUUGGUUGAAAAUCUGACAAUUGCUAAUGAAUGGAUUGACAUGUGUUUAUUUGUAGAAGCAGGUCCACAAAAGCUUCCAAGCCCAUUAGUUCACCUUAAAUACGUGUCUUUAGAUAUGUGUUUCGUUAGUGAUCAUGGGUUAUCGUUGCUUUCUGUCUUGAUCAAAUCCUCCCCAAACUUGGAGAAAAUUAAUCUGCAGAGUCGUCGAUAUUAUAGAGAUGAGCUGUGUAUUGAAACAAACCCUGUUAAACUGGAAGAUUAUUCUGAUAUUUGGCUAGAGCAUCUGAAUGAAUUGAAGAUUGAAUAUUUUGCCAUGUUGAAGACUGAGUUGGAGUUUGUGAUGCUAAUCUUGGCCAAGUCACCUGUGCUAAAGAAGGCGAAAAUUGUCCUAGACACAGAGGUUACAAAGGUUGAAGAGAUGAUGUUAUCAAGAAUGCUCUUAAAGUUAUUCUUGGUCAAGUUACCUGUAUCACCCGUUGUAGAAAUCAGUGUUGAGCGUCUUCCCGGUGAUAAAAACUGAAAAACUAUUGUGUUUUGUUUUUGUACUAGCUAAUAAACCCGGGUUCAACCCGGGUAUAUUAA